This is a messenger RNA of Phycomyces blakesleeanus NRRL 1555(-), 2267 nucleotides long. RefSeq lists its product as hypothetical. Lineage: Eukaryota; Fungi; Mucoromycota; Mucoromycetes; Mucorales; Phycomycetaceae. The record is from RefSeq and is a predicted model, not a curated record. The transcript has 6 exons. Gene Ontology annotation, molecular function: protein binding. Gene Ontology annotation, cellular component: nucleus. Bases 54 to 2267 code for a protein of 737 amino acids.
AAAAAAUAAAUAAAUAAAUUCCCAUCCAAAGUAUUAAUGUUAUUUCGUACGCCAUGAAUCCCUUUGAAAACAUCGUCCCAUUUAACCCUCAACUAUAUGAAAGUGGCAAUGUUCCUCCAUCAACAGACCGUCUAUUCUCGUACAGUGGCUACACUGCUGGUUUGAUAACAGGGAUGCAUCAAAAUGUCGGCCCCUCCGCACCACCACCACCACAACCACCACAACCUAUGUUUCAUGGCAUGCCGCCUCGACAAAAUAUGCCUGUAUCUGUUCCAGUACCAGUUCCUAUUCCAGGACCUAUUUCACUUCCAGAGGCCACUGGGCCAACGAAUCCUAAUGAAGUUGGUGCUCGCUACUCUAGCAUGUAUGCAAGCACCGGUUUUGACAUGCUUUCCAUCCUUGCCCGUGUUGCAAACAGGCCAAAUCCACAGAUCAACUUGGGACCUGUCGAUUUAUCCUGUUCUUUUGUUGUAGUAGAUGCUCACCAGUAUGACGCACCAAUCGUCUAUGCUUCUCCUACUUUUGAAAAAUUGACUGGGUAUACCCCAAGUGAAGUGGUUGGACGUAACUGUAGAUUCUUACAGGCUCCGGACGGAAGAGUUGCCCUAGGUUCUCGUCGCAAAUACACAGACAACACAGCAGUUUGUCACAUCAAGACUCAUAUUUCUCAAGGAAAGGAAUCCCAGGCAAGCUUAAUCAAUUAUCGUAAGACAGGCCAGCCUUUUGUAAACCUUUUGACGGUCAUUCCGGUUGCGUGGGAAUCAGACGAAAUCGAUUACUUUGUUGGACUUCAGGUUGAUUUGGUAGAGCAGCCAAAUUUAAUAUUUGAUAGCAUGAAGGACGGUACAUAUAUGGUGAACUAUCGUAGUCUUGUCAUACCUCAGUCACUUCAACCCAAUAACCCAAUGAAUCAAAUCGAAAAUCCUUCCGAAGUAGUUCAGGAAUGGGUCAGACCUCCUUCACCAAAACCGGUCGCACCAACUAUUCCAAACGAAGCACUCAUGGAUGUAGAGACCUUGAUCAAGGAAGCAAGUACAGACGAAGGCAAAUCGAGAAGAUGUUGGCAUGAGCUGCUACUUGACCAAAGUCCGGAUUUCAUCCACGUUCUUACUGUCAAGGGAAUCUUCCUCUAUUGCUCCGAGGCAACCAGACCUCUACUCGAGUACGAUCCCAAUGAGCUGGUCGGCAAAUCUCUCAAGGAAAUCUGUCACCCCUCUGACAUAACCACUGUGAUGCGCGAACUGAAGCAAUCUUCGAGUGACGCAAGUGAGCCGGUAAACCUUAUAUACCGUGUCAAACGAAAGAACUCGGGUUACAUGUGGAUCGAGUGCUAUGGUAAAUUGCGGAACGAAGACGGAAGGGGCCGUAAAUACGUAGUGCUUUCAGGAAGAGAGCGCCCAGUCUAUCAAUUCCCUCGCAACUUCCUUUCGCUCAAGAAAAGAGUCCAGCCCUUUGACCAGCAGCAACAACAGAACAGUGGAGCCAUGAGCAGUGGUACAGAUGACCACGAAUUCUGGGGUAAACUUAGUCUGGACGGACUGUUGCUUUAUGCGAGUUGGACGUGUGCAAACAUUCUUGGACUACCACCUUCUCAGGUUAUCGGGACGUCGUUGUAUCAGCUGAUGAGAAGCAACCGAACCACAGACCUGACUCGUGCGUUGGCAGAGGUCAAAGAAGGAAAGAUUGUCUAUCUCAGACAUGCGCUCGUGAACAACACUGGAGACGAAAUCAUGGUCGUUUCUUCGUUUUACCCUGACGGAAUGUCUUCUCUUCAAGAUCAGCCUUCAUUUGUGCUAAUGCAGACAAAGGUGAUCUUUGAUGACAUGGUGCCCGUAGACGAGCCUGCGUUUAUCUCGACAGACCCAGAUGUGAAGAAGAAGGGCCGGGCUGAUGCAGUGCCUGUUCUGGGAGACAAUGCUGAUAGCACUACAACCACAACCACCGCAACCACCACCACUACUACUACUAUUGCUGCUGCCCGCGCUCAAAGACAGCCUUUUAUGUGUGUUGGCGAGAAAGUCAUAGAGGAGCUGGAUAUUCAACGUGACGCUAACUGGCAAUACGAACUUCACCAAUUGCGCAUCAAUAACAAGAAACUCCGUGAUGAACUUGGCCUAUUGUUAACAAAAGCCAAAAAGAAGAGUGUGGAACCUAUGGACAAGAUCUGCAGUACAUGUUUACGCAGAUUGCCAGGCUCAACUGAAUUGCUUGGAAAUAACUUGGAUACUCCCGUAUUUUGCAAUACUUGUACUAUGCGGCGCUUGUAG